Messenger RNA from Clonostachys rhizophaga, 1686 nucleotides. Lineage: Eukaryota; Fungi; Ascomycota; Sordariomycetes; Hypocreales; Bionectriaceae. The record is from the annotation of a GenBank genome assembly.
AUGACUUCGCAGCCAGCAACUUCGCCAGCAAUCAAGAGCUGGCAGACCAAAGCAGCUGAAAAGCGUGCCGCGUGUCAAGAAGCCAUUCCAAAAGAUUGGAUUCUUCCUCAGUCCAUUUUUGAAACGCUCCCAGCAAAAUCUGACCUUCCCAAGACCAAGGUUAAUCUGAUCGAUUUGGACAUUCCGCGCCGCUCCGGUAUCCUGACGGAGAGAGAGAUUGAAAUUACAGAAUCUUUCAGCACCUCGCAGCUUUUGGAGGGCCUUGCCUCUGGAAAGUUCACUUCUUAUGAAGUGACUUUGGCUUUUUCGAAACGCGCAGCCAUUGUUCAGCAGCUGGUGGGCUGUUUGACGGAGACAUUUUUCAAGGAGGCGUUGGAGAGGGCAAAGUAUUUGGACGACUUGCGCAGCAAGGGCAAACUUCUCGGGCCUCUGCACGGCCUGCCCAUCAGCCUCAAGGACACCUACCAGGUCGAGGGCACCCAAGCGACAAUCGGCGCCGUUUCGUUUCUCAACCGCACCUCGCAAGAGAAUUCCUCCAUGGUGGAAGUUCUCUUCGAACUGGGAGCCGUCCUCUACGUAAAGACAAACGUGGCUCAAAUCCUACUGGCCGUCGAAUCUGACAACAAUGUUUUCGGUCGCACGCUGAAUCCAUGGAACACGAUGCUUACGGCCGGCGGAUCAAGCGGAGGCGAAGGCGCCCUGGUUGCAUUCCGAGGAACUCCUCUGGGAGUUGGGACUGAUCUUGCAGGUUCUAUACGAAUCCCCUCCCUGUGCUGUGGAGUGUACGGAUUGAGGGCAACGGCGGACAGGCUUCCCUUUGGAAAGCAGGUUAUGCCUUCCAGCGCUGGAAUUUGGCCGAUUAAACCGACAGCUGGCCCGCUCGCAAACGACAUCGACUCUCUAAAACUGUUUAUGAAAACCGUUAUUGACGCCAAGCCCGCCCUUUAUGAUGGGGCGGUUAUCGACGCGCCGUGGCGAUCGCUCACCAAGAAGCCCAAGUUGCGCCUGGGUCUUCUCCCAGCUGAUCCGUUCUUCCCGCUCCAUCCUACAGUGGAGGAAACGAUCAACAGAGCAGUCAAGGCCCUCCAAUCGCAGGGACACGAAAUUGUGAUCUUGGAUGCAUCCGAAUGCCGCGUUGGAGAAGCAAAUCAAAUCAUGACACAGCUCGUCACCUUGGACACAACAGCAGGCAGCAUUCUGGAAGCCAGCGGUGAGCCACCCGUUCAGUGCUUGAGCAACUUUAGUGACAAGGUCAGUAAGAUUGGCUGGGACUUUUUGCCCGACCUGACUGGCAAGGAUCGACUCGACAAGUAUGGCAUAUUGGAGUACAUCCGCGCCGAGAUUGCCGAGGCGUGGCGCAAGCUGUGGGUGAAGCAUAAUCUGGACGCAGUCAUCUCGCCUUCUGCUCAGCAUACGGCCGUGGAGCACGACAACUUUGGCUGGCCGGCCUAUUCUGCAUUCUUGAAUCUUCUUGAUUAUCCCGCUUGCAUCAUCCCUUUUGGCAAAGCGUCGAAGAUUGAUGUCGAAUUUGUUGCCAAACCAGGGCAGGGCGCACCUCCAUAUAAUCCCGAAGCCGUUGCAGGAGCACCCUCCUCGAUUCAGGUGUUUACCAGCCGCAUGCGAGACGAAGAGUGCUUGGCCGCAGCGGAGGUCAUUGACAACUGCUUGAGGCAAUCCGUUGCUUAG